UUAGAAAUUCUUCAAGUGGGGAAAUGGAAGUAAAAAAAAAAUCAAUUCAUCAAGAAAGAAAAAAUGCCAGUGAGAGUUGCAGAGACUUCUGCACCUUCUCAACAUCCAGGUGGUGCAAAUUCUGGGCAGACUCCACAGCAAUUUUGUUCUCUGUUGAGUGUUGGACAGGGCUUUUCUGGUACCCAGAAUGUGUCUAAUAUGCAGAAGGAGGAAGCUUGGAGAGUUAAUGUUCGUAUUCAAGGAUGUGAUCGCGAUCAUGGUUACUUAUGUGGCACUAUGGAAGCUCUCAAUGUUCCUAUGGCUGAUACACCAGUAGUAACCUUCUGGGAAGGGGAGAUUGUCGAUGGCAAGAAUUAUACGUUUUUCACCGGAAAAUGGGAAGCAUCACCGGAAGAUGAUAUAAGGCAUUGGACAAAGUUUUCAUCUUUUUCCCCAUUUUCGGGCCAAGUGGAGGCUGAUGGUGGCAAAUCUUUGGAGUUGAGUAAUUAUCCUUACACAUUUAUGAGAUGGAAAGAGCAAUAUUUUGUGAAUGUUGGAACAGACUGUGGCUUAACCAUAGCUGGAUUUUAUUAUGUUUGCUUCUCUUCCUCUGAUGGCUCCAUCAAUGGCUUCUAUUAUGAUCCGAAUAGCAGCCCGUAUCAGAAGCUUGAACUGAAAUCCACCAAUGAGGGUCGAUCAGGAUUUAGUUUUUCGACAUAUGAGUUACAGUAAAUGAAAGACCGUUACCUGAUUUCAGGAUUUGCUCCCAUCUUUAGCGAAUAGGUUUGCUGGAGACUCGUGUACAGAACUACGUCUCUGAAAACCUGAAGAAUUUGCUGGCAGAGACGGGUUCUAUUUGAAAGAUUGGAGAAGAUAUUCAGAUAACAUGGAACUGCUUCUUAUCCUGUCAAGAUUAUACUGGUCUUAGUGAAAAAAUGUGAACUGGUUACAAAUAUUUAUUUCUGAAGAACAUGUACUAUUUGUACUAUGUUGCUAAUCUUAGAUAUCUGUUGGGGUUCUUGCUCAA
This is a messenger RNA of Mercurialis annua (annual mercury), 1006 nucleotides long. RefSeq lists its product as uncharacterized. Gene Ontology annotation, biological process: protein targeting to vacuole; protein catabolic process in the vacuole; proteasome-mediated ubiquitin-dependent protein catabolic process. Gene Ontology annotation, cellular component: extrinsic component of membrane; GID complex. The record is from RefSeq and is a predicted model, not a curated record. The transcript has 8 exons. NCBI's taxonomy places the organism in Eukaryota, Viridiplantae, Streptophyta, Magnoliopsida, Malpighiales, Euphorbiaceae. Bases 64 to 711 code for a protein of 215 amino acids.